Molecule: messenger RNA, 1762 nt
Organism: Diorhabda sublineata
Lineage: Eukaryota; Metazoa; Arthropoda; Insecta; Coleoptera; Chrysomelidae
Exons: 7
Coding region: 267-1568 (433 amino acids)
Molecular function (GO): metal ion binding
Source: RefSeq, a predicted model, not a curated record
GAUGAGAAAUGUGCUUGCGAAAGAGUUUCCCGCCAUUUAUAAUGAUUAAAUAUUACAAUAAAUAAUAUGAUUUUGUUCAUUAUAUAUUAAAUGGCACUAUUUAAAAGGUAUGUGUUGAGUAAUUACGGAAAUAUACGUUUGAAUAUAUGAAACAGCAAUGUGGUUGGCUGAUAUAUUAAUUUUGAAGAUCGUUAUAGCUACGUAACUAUGUACAAAUUUAUUGUUUAGAACAUUUGAAAUUCUAUUCAUCAAACAUCAAAGCCAGAAUGGCUGCAAGAUCCGACAAAAUUUUCCGUGAGAUUCUAUUCAAACAUUACCGAUACAAUUCAAAAAUAGUAUCACCCAUUUUCUCCAAUGUAACUAGAACAUUUACACAAAAUGUAAUUAAGAAAAAAGUAACUUUAUUGAAAUUAACUAAAAAUCUGUUAGAAAAAGACUUUGUCAACAGUAAUUUGCAGCCUGCGCUGUUGCCGGCGUUCUCUACAUAUCAAAAGAUAAUCGAAAUUAAAAAACCGUCAUUUCAACAAACUAAUACCAACGAUGUAUUUCCAAGAAAAAAGUUGUCAGAUUACCUCUUCAGCAAUUUAGUUCAAACUGACGGGCUAACGGCACAAGCUCGACAUUUCUCCACGUUGCAGUCUUCCACUAGACAUUAUUCCAAUAAAAAAUGGGGAAAUCAGAUGGAUGCAGAAAAUUGUCCUCCUCCCAAAAAAAGUUGCAAAGCUUGUCCCAAAUGGCAACUACAUAAUUGUCCCCCUCAGGCUGAUAAUUUGGAUUGUGCAAAACCGUAUACUGAUCCAUGUUGUAAAAAGAAGUUGGCGCCGUAUCCAAGUUACAGCGAAUUAUGCGCAGAGAGGUUAGAGGACGAUCCAUCGGAAUGUAUGCAAUGUCCUUGGAGCAAGUGCGGUGGAGUCGACAAUUUGAAAUAUCCCAAGAGAAGAUACCACACCGGUACCCGCGCAGCUUUCUAUCGUUUCCCAACCACCGUCGACGUACCUUUAUUGAAUAUCACACAGAAUUUGGUACCUAUUAAUUGUGACGCCAAAAAGCCACCUUGUAAACGUCCUCCGGGUAAAUGUGACAGAAUCCAAAAGACGGAACCGUGCCCGGAACCGCAAAAAGGACCGUGUCCACCUCCGUUUGAAAGGAAAAAGUGCGACAAAGAAAAAAAGGCGAAAGAUCGAUGGGUGGACGUUUACCGCAUGUGGGCCGACAAGAACAACGUCGUACCCGAAGAUUGGAGCGUAAUUAUCCCAGUGGAAGAGCAAACUCCCGCCGCAGCAAUCCAGGCGAAGAAAGAAGACAUUUGCAAUGAAGACAGGAUAACGCCAGAUAACAGCUGCUGUCUCAAGAACAGAAUGGAAUUAGCUAAAGAACACGACAAAGGCCAUCCACCUCCGUGUCCUAAUUGGAGAAAACCUAGCAAACAAUGUCCCAAACCUGAAAAAUGUAAAAGGCCCUACAGACAAGAACACGAUUUACACGAACCCUUUUACAGAAGACAGAAAAAACCUUGGCCAGAAAUUGAUACAGGACACGGGGAAAGAAAACCAGAUUUAUACUCGUAAUUUAAUGCCUCUUAUAUUACUUUCACAAAUUAAACGAAAAUAUUUAAUGUAAUCAUAUUAAGAAAUUUGGUUUUCCCUGUAUACAAAAAUAAAUGAAAAUAGUUCGGUUCAAUUUUCAAACGAAUACAUUGUAACUAUGUGAUUACCUCUGUAUCAUAUGAAUAUGAUUUUCAAAAAUAAAACUAUCAAAAAAA